UUACACGUUGGAGAACAAUAAUAUUCUUGCUCUUUGCUUUCUCUGUUUCAAAACAUGUCGAUAUUUUCCUUGAAAAAUACCGGUCCAUCUUCAAGCCCGUCAUUUAGCAGCAUCAACCUAUUUGGUUGUACAUCCGGAAUUCAACAGACUAGUAACUCCAGCGGUAAUCCUUCGGUGCCACAAGUGUUUGGAACAACAACCUCAUCAACAUCACCACUUGCUCCUCCUUUUGGAAGUUCAACGCCUUUUGGCGGAACGUUUGGCUUUAAUGCAGCAAAGAAUUCUACAUCUGGUCAAACACAAAACAUAUCUCCAGGCUCGUCCACUUUACCAACAUUUGGAAAGACAUAUGAAGGUAAUAGUGUGCCCAAUGAGCCUCUGUUGUGGUCCAGGGAUGCCAAUGUCUCAAACUCCUCCAUAUUUGGAUCUACAAAAGCUCCAGCAUUUGGUGUUGCAAGCAACUCACACUUUGGCACCCCGAGAUUUGAUUCCUACUCCUUUGGCCAACCAGCAGUAUCCACUUCAGGGAGCAAAGGAAAAGAAAGUACAACACCUUUGUUCAAGAGCUCUGGUUUUGGAAAGUCAGCAUUUGGUAUUAAUCAGAAAGGAAGUAGAAUAGCAUCAUACAUUGCAACUCCAGAGAAGGACAGUGGUGCAAAAAUUCAGUCCAUUUGUGGAAUGCACACUUAUAAAGAUAAAAGCCAGGAGGAGUUGAGGUUUGAGGACUACCAAUUAGGUGAUAAAGGUAUCCUUAACUUGUUUUCCUCAUCUUUAUUUUUUUUUCCUUGUGCUUGAUAGCAAGGAAAUCUAUAUUGUAUUUCAUUAACUUUCUUAUACUUCAUGGGUGAAUUUGCAGGUCAGAAUUGUGGUUCUUCACUUGGUUUUCCCGGCACACAGGGAUUUGGUGUUGAAUCACCAGUAUUUAACCAAUCCACUGUUGAUCAACCUUUUUAUCCCAUAAGUAUGUCCUGCAUAAAAGAUCAAAUUUGCAAACCAGGAAAAGAAAAUACAACACCUUUGUUCAAGAGCUCUGGUUUUGGAAAGUCGGCAUUUGGUAUUAAUCAGAAAGAAAGUAGAAUAGCAUCAUACAUUGCAACUCCAGAGAAGGAAAGUGGUGCAAAAAUUCAGUCCAUUUGUGGAAUGCACACUUAUAAAGAUAAAAGCCAGGAGGAGUUGAGGUUUGAGGACUACCAGUUAGGUGAUAAAGGUCAGAAUUGUGGUUCUUCAUUUGGUGUUCCCGGCACACAGGGAUUUGGUGUCAUCGACAACACGAAGCCUUUCACAUCAUCAGUAUUUAACCAAUCCACUGUUGAUCAACCUUUUUAUUCCCAUUUUCCAAGUCAAUUUGCAGUGCAAAGAGCAGGGGUUGACUCUCUAUCAAAUGAAAAUUCUACAACAACUGCACCUACCCCAUUUCCAAAGCCACAGCAGUCUCCCCAUAUAUUCCCCCCCAAAACAUCAUUGUUUAACUCUUCUGACACUGGAAGUAGAGUGGAAUCUACUGCCUCAGAUGUUGCCUUUUCUCCAUGGAGCCAUUCAAAUGCGUUUGCACCUUUAAAACCAGCUUCCAGUUCUUCCACCUUUCCUCCAGUAAGGAAUCCAUGGGCUAUAUCAAUGUCUUCCACUCCCUCACUUACCCAAUCUCCGCUGUUUCCAUGUUCGGUCUCACCUUCAAUAUAUCCUUCGCUAGCAAAACCAUCAGGCCAUGAUUCUGAUCAAAAGAACUAUUUCUUUCCCACUCCUGCUUUAACUACAGGAGCAGCUCCACAAUCCACAUUAUGCUUGAAUUGCCUAAAGCAGUCGCAGCCUACUCCACCAGGUUUUUGUAAUGUUUCGAACACACAAUCUAUUGGGUUGGAAAACUUAAGUACAUUCUCUCAGCUUUCCACAGGCUAUCCACUUUCUUCGAGUCAAAAUAAUCGAGAAAUGACUCCCAGCAUUGGAGCAACACUUCCAACAACCAUUGCUUCUCACCCAUCAACAGUUACUAGUUGCUCAGAAAUUGGAAAAGGAGUUGGUCAGCCGAGUAUCAAUGGGCAACAGUCUUACUUUCCGAGAAUCAUGGAAGUGAAACCAUCACCAAUUAUGCCUCCUGCUGAAACACAACCUUUAGUCCAGAUAUCGGUUAAGCACCCAAAUUUGGCAACAUCCAUCCAGUAUGGAAUUUCUAGUUUACCUGUUUCUAACAACCCUGCUCCAGUCAGACGAAAAUCCUCGUUGAUAAUUCGACAUUCAUCUCUAAGUCAGCAUAGGUUGCCACCUCAGAAAUACAAACCUACAAGUGAUAAACCAAAGGUCCCCUUUUUCAUGGAUAAAGAGAACGCUUCUGGCUUACCAACGACAGAAGUCAUCAUCAUUCCAAGGGAAAAUCCAAGGGAUUGGGUUCGUCCUACCGCUAAAGAAUUUUCACUGGGGGCUGAUUCAUGUAGAUUGUCUCAACUGAAGCAUACUUCUAUGGACAGUAUGCAUGACGGAGACAAAGUUCGUGAUAAGCCCAACUUAGCGCUUGAAGAGAUGCAUUAUGAUAAUUGCGGACAGCUGAAACACUGUUUUCAAGUUUCACUUGGAAGUGCUGAUGAAGCUGGAACGGAUGAUAGGGAUGUCGAUGCCAUAAUGCCAAAGCUCCAACGUGCUGAUUACUACACAGUUCCUCCUAUCAAGGAGUUAAUAUCAAAGGAGAAGGAAGAAGCUGGUUUCUGUUGCCACGUGAAGGAGUUUGUGGUAGGAAGACAUGGCUAUGGAAGCAUCAAGUUCUUGGGAGAAACAGAUGUCCGGAAGCUUGAUCUUGAUUCUGCUGUCCAUUUCAAUUGCCGUGAGGUGAUCAUCUAUAUGGAUGAGAGCAAGAAACCUCCAGUUGGACAAGGCCUCAACAAGCCAGCUGAGAUAACUCUCCUUAAUGUCAGAUGCAUCAACAAAUCGACAGGGAAGGAGUACAAAGAUGGACCAGCGGUCAACAAGUACAGGGACAUGCUUAUUAAGAAAGCAGUAGAGCAAGGUGCAGAAUUUGUUUCUUAUGAUCCAGUGGAAGGGCAGUGGAAAUUUAGGGUAUCACAUUUCUAAGAUUACAUCUCUGUACGUAGUUGCUUGCACUAAAAAUUGGGAGUUCAAAUUUUCUUGGUUGAUGUUGUCGCAUAACCAAAUGUUUGGGUGGUUGAAAUGGAUUUGACGACAAAUUAUAGUCUUAAAACAUCUGUGCAUUCUGUUUAUUUGACCAACCAGAUUGGCUUCCGUUAUUAGUUUGCAGCUUUGCUAUAGUACAAUGUUAAUUCUACUAAAGGUAUAUCGGUUGAAUUGUAAGGUGUCAUCCAACUGAUAUGUUAUAUAAUUUCUUACUUUGUUUGACGAUUCUGUUCAUUUAAUUUUGCCAGUGAUAUCAAUUUGAAGAAGUCCAG
This is a messenger RNA of Lycium ferocissimum, 3392 nucleotides long. RefSeq names its product nuclear pore complex protein NUP98A-like. The record is from RefSeq and is a predicted model, not a curated record. Gene Ontology annotation, cellular component: nuclear pore cytoplasmic filaments; nuclear pore. Lineage: Eukaryota; Viridiplantae; Streptophyta; Magnoliopsida; Solanales; Solanaceae. Gene Ontology annotation, biological process: RNA export from nucleus; protein import into nucleus; post-transcriptional tethering of RNA polymerase II gene DNA at nuclear periphery. The transcript has 12 exons. Gene Ontology annotation, molecular function: structural constituent of nuclear pore.